UAUUUAUAUUUGUUUAUUUUACACCCCUAAAAUUUAUCUAAACUUAUUUGAUUAUUUAAAUAAAUCGAUUGUGAACAAGGUCUGGUUUUCAUUUGCACCUAAAGAAUUUAGCCUAAAAAAAAAAAGAGAUUAUUACGUGGAUUUUAGAAUUUGUAACGUCGCAACGGGCUCUACAUUGGGUGAUAUAACGACUACUAAUUAUCAUCCGACGCCUUUCAUUUUUUGAAAAAAAGAGAGGUGGUAUAAUUUUGAAUCCUGCAGUACCGAAUGUAAAUGGCGGUGCUUCAACUUCUCGUCAUCCGUCCGAUCAAAAGAGCCGGUAUCGGACGACCCCAAACUGGACAAGGAGGACGCGGGAAACUGCGUUUGCGGUGGCCAGUGUCCUGGAUUAUGGGUUUACUAAAACGCAUUGGGCAUUGCUUUUCUCCUAUUUCCGAGGGAAGCUAGGAUUAGGAUGGCCGGAGGCGGAGCGAAGGCGGAGCCGGAGGAAGAGCUUUCGAGUAGCAGUGGUGGCGGGAGUUCUGAGAACUGGGAGAGGUCAGAAGAAGGCGUUACCAAAUCCAAGAACAAAGUGCUGCCAGAUGGUUUUCUCGACCCUCUUCCUCGUCAGAAAUCCGCCAAGCUGCAACGGUUUUCUAAUGAAAUGGCCUUAAGGGGAGCAAAAGGAGAGCCACAUAAGCAGGGCAUGGUCAUUAAGGAUAUCCCUCCUCUAGCUUCUACAAAUUUGUGUGUUGACGCAGCGCGAAGGACUCAUCGUGCAACACAUCCAGAUGAUGUAAAGAUGGCUUUCGGUGAUGAGCUCCCUCACAAGUCAAUCAAAAAUAUAUUUGUUAGGCCGAAGAAGGUGAAUGGUAGUCCAUCUAGUGUGGCUAGACCAUCUGUGGGGGCCUCUUCGUCACAUAUUGCCACCCAGACCCAACCGAGUCCGACCUUACCUACUCCUCCUGCUGGUAGUCAAUUUUAUUCCCCAGAUCUCCGAUUUCCUUUACCAUACCCUAUGCAUUGUACUUUUUUUUACCCUUACUAUCCUCCAUCAUCUCAGGGAGUCCCAUCCACCUACCCAUAUUCGUUAUACACCCAACCAUUCUACUACCCAUCACCCCCUCUGCCAUUUCCAGGAGGACCAUUCACUUUUAUGAAGCAGAGACCUGAGACUACAUCAUCACCGACGACAAAUGGUCGUAUGCUCAUAAAGCCUGAGGGCGACACCUUUCAUCCGUCAGAGAAGCCAACACAUAAAAUAGAGGACAUCAUACGGAGCAAGUUUGAUGCUCCAUAUGUAUCUUGGAAGAAAAUACCCCAGGAAGUUCGGGACAUAUGGUUCAAAGAAUUUGAGAGAGAUUUUUACUGGUUACCGCAGCAUAAUGCAAAGAUUAGAAAGAAUUUUGAAAAGCGUGGAUCGACUCUCCUUCGAGACAUGUUUACAUAUAUUAGGAAGUCAGGAGAAAGAGCGCUUUGGAUUAGUGAGAGUGUGUGGGAUGAGUUGACCAGAAUUUGGGCCAGCCUAGAUGAUAGUAAAAGGAGGGAUCAAAAUAAGAUGAACAGAGCUUCAGACAUUAGGGGCAUGGGUAAUGCCCUCCAUAGUGGCGGCUCAGUUCCACACACUAAGAAUAGAAGACGAUUGAAAGAAAUACUGGGCAAGAAACCUACUGUUGAUGCGUUGAACACUCGCACCCACCAACGUCGAGAGGACCAACAGUGGGUGGAUCAUAGAACGAGGAGGGCCUUUGAAGAGUAUACACGACUUCGAGAGAGCCAUAAUGUUGCUAGUGAGGGGUCCUCCGCGGCAUCAACGAAUUGUUCUGACUACAAUAUAUGGUCACAGGAAGUAGGCAGAAUGCAUAAGGGCAGAGUUUAUGGAUUAGACUCACGGGCUCAUGCAUUUGAGGGACAGGCCUCUGGUUCAUCAAGAAUCUCAGCUAGUAACCAGGAGGGGUUAGUUAGCCAACAAGUUACUGCCUUGACAACAGAACUAGAGCAAGUGCGAAAAUCACAAAAAGUUAUGCAGAUGCAACAAAGCCGAAUGUUGGAGGAGCUACACAAAAUUAGAGAACAGUUCUGUGAAAAACAAACUGCAGAGACAGAGGAGUAGAGCAUGAAUUAUUGUAAUUUUUUGUUGGUUUUUUUAAUGUUUAAGAACGGGUGGAUUAUUGUUGAAUAAUAUACUCUAGUUUAUAUAGUACUGUAUUUGAUCAUCAAAUAAUGAUUUUUGAAUGA
Molecule: messenger RNA, 2217 nt
Organism: Dendrobium catenatum
Lineage: Eukaryota; Viridiplantae; Streptophyta; Magnoliopsida; Asparagales; Orchidaceae
Exons: 8
Coding region: 455-2092 (545 amino acids)
Source: RefSeq, a predicted model, not a curated record